CCCUGAGCCCAGCUCUGUUGGAGGUUUCAGUCUUUCUAUUCAUUAUAUCUAGAAGAGCUGUGAACAAACCCCUAUGAAACGUAAAGCUCAUUUUAUCCACAUAUAUCUUACCUAUUUGUUUGGGCAAAGUAAUAAAGAUAAUCUUACAAUAUAACGCAAUGCAAUGGAAAAAAACAUCACAAACUAAGGCAAAUUUUUUAAGUAAAUCUCUGAGAAAAUGUGGACAAACAAAAACAAAACGGGGCGAACUGAUCCUUUACAUGCCUGUAAGACAGCACUGCGGGCCGCACUCUGCAACUAAAAUGAUGGGAUGGAUGACAUUGCGGAAGGGCUAUUAGCGUAUCCUGACCCCACCCCUUCACAACAACACAACCGGGAGUCAGGAAAAGGUUGAUCCUCACCGGGACCGGGGGGCAACAGGCGGACGAGAAGCCACCGGAGGUCAGAGGACACUCCGCCGCAGAGAUGGCCCAGGCGAAUAUCUCGGUGACGGAGAGCCAGUUCAGGUGUCCCAUCUGCCUGGACAUCCUGAAGGACCCGGUGUCCAUCCCCUGCGGACACACUUACUGCAUGGCGUGCAUCAACAACUACUGGGACCAGGCGGAGUCGGGUCAGUUCAGCUGCCCCCAGUGCCGGGAGACGUUCAGCCCUCGGCCGGUUCUGCGGAGGAACACGGUGCUCGCCGAGGUCGUCGACAAACUCAAGCUGACGGAGAUGGUCACGGCGCCGGAGCUUUACACGGUGGGAGUCGGGGAAGUUCCGUGCGACUUCUGCCCGGCGGAGAGCAAGCUGAGGGCGGUCAAGUCGUGCCUGGUCUGCCUGGCGUCCUUCUGCGAGCUCCACGUCCUGCCGCACCGGGAGGUCGGCACGCUGCGGCGGCACAAGCUGGUGGCCGCGGUGGAGUGCCCGGCGGAGCGGCUGUGCGCUCAGCACCGCCUGGGUCUGGAGCCCGCGGGGAGCGGCUCCGAAGCUGAGGCCGCGGUGGAGUGGAGCGGGGACUGCCUGCUGUGCGAGGCUGACCAGGAGGAAGUGCACAAUGUGGACGCACAGAGAGCCAGGAGACAGCUGCAGCUCCAGGAGGCUCAGAGGAUGUUUCAGGGGAGGAUUCGGAUCGGAGAGAGAGAGAUAGAGGAGUUUCAACAAAGCUUAGAGUCCCUCAAGGUGUCAGCGUCGGCUGUUCUGGAGGACAGUGAAGCUCUGUUUGCAGACAUGGCGCUCCGCCUGGAGAAGACCAAGGCAGAGGUUCGAGCGAGGCUGGAGGCGAAGGAGCGAGCGGUGGUGGGGAGGGCAGAGCGCGACGUAGAGACGCUGGAGAAGGAUUUGGAAGAGCUGAGGAGGAGAGAUGAGGAGAUCAGUCAGCUGCUGCAAACCGAAGACAACACACAUUUCUUACAGGCGGCUCCGCUGCUGUGCGUCCCGCUCACCGCUGGUCGGCACUCCCGAGCCCUCGGCCUGCCCACAGAGGCCUUCAGCGGCGCCAGGAGAGCGCUGUGCCACCUGCGCAGCCGGGUGGAGGAGGUCUGCAGGGAGGAGGUGGACAAGAUUAGCCGCGCAGUUAAUGAGAACUACGUGUCUGGGGGAGAGUGUGUAAAAGGUGGCAGAAAUCUGAGUGUGGAGAACACCAAACCUCAGCAAAUGCAACCAACUGCAGGGCAACAUACCGCUAGGGCAGUGCCGCUGUCAUUCCCUCUGUCCUCUUUGUCUCUGCAGCCGGCUGAUCAGAGGAUGAGGGCAGCUUUCCUCAGGUUUUCGUGUCGUCUGUCCUUGGAUCCUGAUACAGCCCACCCUACUCUGAUUCUCCUGGAGGGUCCCCAGGGCGCCCACUGUGGCGAGGAGCCCCAGUCUUACCCCCCUCACCACCAGCGCUUUGAUUCAGUGGCUCAGGUCCUGUGCAGGGAGGGCCAGUUUGGUGGUGCCAGCUACUGGGAGGUGGAGUGGAGGGGAGGGGGAUGGAUCGACAUCGGCGUCACCUAUCGUGGUAUCGGACGCAAAGGUGGUGGAAAACCCUGCCUGCUGGGACGCAACGAGAACUCCUGGCGGCUGAGGUGCACUCACGCUGGAUACGCCGCCUGGCACGACAACCGUAAGACCACGGUGGCGGCGCCGCCCUGCCCCAGGAUCGGCGUGUUCCUGGAUCGCCAGAAAGGAGCGUUAUCCUUCUACAGCGUUUCGGACGCAAUGGUGCUGCUGCACACGUUUCGUUGCCUGUUCUCUCAGCCGCUGUACCCGGCCUUCCGCCUGGACCUGGACUCCACCCUGCUCAUCUGCCCCAACGAGGGAGGCAACGGAAACCCAGCCUAACCUUCCUUCCCUCCCUCCCUCCUCCACCAGCAGCCUUCAUUUAACUACUGCAGGAAAGGGCUGUUCACUCCGCUUAUGGAUCAGGACAUUAAAAAUAAAGGUUGCUGGUGCAGAAGCAGAAGCAGAAACGUCAGGGGGAGUAGCAUCACAGUCAGGAAUCAAACCGUCUUCUCUUUCCAUACAUGUCUUUUUGCAUAGUCCCUCCAUCUCUCUGAGUCUGUGGUGAAAAAAACACAUUUGACCUCAUCAGUUUUUUAUUUUUUUUUAUUCCCUUUAAUUGUUGCAUCAGGUGGGAUUUAUUUCACAGCAUGGCUUCUUCGCAUUGUACAUUAUGACUUGUCGUAGAAGGAAAAGCCCAGGUAUUAACAAUGACAUUUACAAAGGCUCCGUUCUGUUUAGGUGUCCCAGUAAGCCAUGACGGUGUGACAGUGAUUGAAGUAGGCGAACGGUAACUACAGCACAGUGACUGUACAUGUAUGUUGUAUUUUGUUCCUUGAUUAAGAUUUGAAACUACCCAAAUGUAGAUUGAUUCAGUUUAUAGAGAAACCAGCGUUGCACUGUUUACACCUGUGCUUUUCCAGCUGUGACAUGUUAAAGUGUCUUCUGUGAAAAAGGCCUAAUCAACACAGACUUGCUGAAAACCAUCCACUUUAAAGGUAUGACACUAGAAAGUAUUCACCCACUAUUUGCAUUGUUUUUCUUUGUGGUAAAAAAAAAAACAACUAGUUGUGUAAAUUUAUGGGAAAUGUUUUGUAUCAGAGGGUGGAUUUUUAUUUUAUUUAACUCCCAACAAUGACAGGCGGAAUAUUUAGCUCCUGUGACUACUUGAAUUACCCACAGCAAGAAAUUUCUUUCUGCAUCGCUCCCUCAGUUCUCAUCAUGAAAAUGUUACCUGCAAAAGAGACCUGCAGAUUUAGAGAAAUCAAAUGCCAUAUUGUAGUGAAUGUUUUGCUUUGGGUAAUGUGUGCCUUCUUUUUUUUUUUUUUUGUGAGGCCAUUUGAGGUAAUUUUCUUUUAUGUGUGUUUUUGUGCACAACACAUUGCAGGUCUAUUUUAAUAGUAGAAUAUCAUGAAUGAAAUGGAGAUAUGACGAUUGAUAUGGCACAUAAACUAGCAGCUUAGCUUAGCACAAAGACUGGAAGCAGAAGGAAAUGGCUUGGCCUGGCUAUCAUUAUAUUAUCAUAUAUAUAUAUAUAUAUAUAUAUAUAUAUAUAUAUAUGUCAGCAUAUAACUCAUAUUCAUUCACAAUAUAAAGUGAUGUUUGAAAAGGACACACUAUAACUUCCAUUGUUCUCUGCACUGUGCUAACGCUGAUUCAGGGAAGCCACUAUGAAUUGGCAAUAAAUAAUAAAUAAUAUAUAUUUAUGUUUAUACUAUAAUAUAUAAAUGUAACACUGGUUAAUUAUGUUUGAGUGGGGGAAUAUCACAGAAAUGUACUUUGCAUGCUUCCAAAUCCAAUCCAAUUAUAUCCGAUCAUAUCUAAUCAAGUCAAAUCCUGUUGUUACCUCAUAUGUGUUCAAUCGUAUCAGAUGGGUAUUACAUGUGAGGAAACAUAUCAGACCAAGGACUUGAGUUUCCACUGACUCCUGUUUCCCUCAGGACGCAGUUUGAUUGUAGCAUGACCAGGGACGAGGAUGCGCUCAACGAGUGACCUCGUCCUCCAUCUGAAUGUACGCCAUACUCCAGCCACAGCUUUUCUCGGAUAAUAGCAUUAUUUUUCAUUGAGGCUCUUUUUUUUUUUUUUUGAAUGGUGCUAUUCCAGAGGACUGUGAUCAUGUGACCGAGCACUGUGUGAGGCCAGCAAUUAUAUGAAUCCAAAGACACAGCAGUGAUUGCACAGUUAUAUAUAAUCUAUCAACUUUAACUACAUAUUUUUCGCGGCACGUUCAAAAAUAAUCUACGAGCUUCAUCAAAACAAUACGAACAGAAACACCUAUUGUAUUACACAUAUUAUUACAGAAAAUUCAAAAUGUAUUACAGCCAUGCUAAACAUCAACAUGGGAGCUACAGUUCCACACAAGCAGGUCUAGAAAAUUAUAUUCCUGAAUUUGCCAACAUGAUUUUUCUUAUCUGGCAGGUCGAUCCAAAGUAAGGAACAUUUUUUUUUUUUUUUUGCCAUGAAGUGCAUUAUUCCACAAGCUGUACCAUGAAAAUAUUUUUCAUCUCCUUGUAGCAUUUUCACUUCCUGUUUACGCUGUUGUUCUUUAAUGUGACUGUAAGAUAUGUUGUAUUUGUCUUGAGUGUUGCUUUUUCCAAAAUGAGUUCAUUCAACCGUGGCUCGCAAUAAACUGAUCCAGGUCUGAAUUGGUA
This is a messenger RNA of Seriola aureovittata, 4610 nucleotides long. RefSeq names its product E3 ubiquitin/ISG15 ligase TRIM25-like. The transcript is spliced from 9 exons. Lineage: Eukaryota; Metazoa; Chordata; Actinopteri; Carangiformes; Carangidae. Bases 466 to 2301 code for a protein of 611 amino acids. Gene Ontology annotation, molecular function: protein binding. The record is from RefSeq and is a predicted model, not a curated record.